GGAGUCAAGAGGGAUUCUCAGUAAGUCUGACACGCUGCUGAGCCACAUGAUGACGCACAAUCACAGAGAAGAAUCUCGCUGGGGGGGCACUUACAUGAGCACGGCCUGCACGUUUGUCUUCAGCAGAGGCUCCUGAAGGAGCAUGUCAAACUUUCCAGAGACUAUUAAAGCGCAUGAGAAGAGGUGCGACACCAGGACAGAUCAGGAAACUGUCGCACAGCAUCACCAUGAGAGUGAUAGAAGUUGAAGAGUUCCUGAGAAAUCCUCCGGCCGGUUUCACCGUGGAGACUCUGCCCUCGGCCUCCGGGUACCGAGUCAACAGCGACCCGGAGAGCAGCCUGGUGCUCAUCGAUGACAUGAACUCCAACAGACAGGGAAUCGUUUUCCAGAAGUCGAUGGGAAGUAAGGUGAAGAUGCACAAUUUAUUUGAGUACACCAGCAUGAGAAACAGUCUUCUGUCCAAGAGGAUCUAUCUGCUGGUGUCUGCCUAUGAAGGGACCAAAAAAAAAAAGAAAGUGAAAGCGAGAGGUCCAGUGCUGAAGCAGUUUGUGGUGUCCAUCGACGGCAGCGAUCCGUUCAUCAAGUGGCAGUUGGAGAAAGGCCUGGACAAGACCAUCUCCUCCGUUAAUGGGGAAAGCUACAGAGUGGAAAUUGAUUUUACGGAUUUGCUGGAGAGCUGGGCUGCAAUAAACAUCCAUCGCAUAACUGACCGACAGAUUCAAGGCACACCUGUGUGGAAAGACAACUCCUUCACCCUCAAAUACUAUUCGGAUGCUUUCUUUGACUUCCCACACUGGUUUGGGUUGAGCAAAAGAAAGUUUUCUUUGAAAGUGACGUGAGACAGCGGUGGAUGGAGCGCAAGACUAAAUGAAUUUGAUCCACUCAGUUUUUAAUGGAGUCUGGGUCUCCAGAAAGUUUCUUGAUCAGCAGACGCAUGGUUGUAAACUGCCAGGUGAAGGACCAGCUUACUCUUGGGAUUGCACUAUCCUUAUCAUUGAUGAUUGGUCCAGAGGGUGGACGACACGCACAAAUAAAUUCUAAAUGCCAUGAAGAUUAUUUUAGAAUAUUUUCUGUGUACAUAAACAAAUUGUAGGUGUUUUUGUGUAUAAAUUAUACUGCACCGGAUGAAAGAUAAAUGUGUUGUCGCCAUGACGUGGCACAGGACGCACUCAAACGAUAAUUGUAUAUUACACACACAUACAUAUAUAGAUAUAUAUAUAUUUCUUAUAACAAAUGUCAAUCUGUGUAAUCUUGGGAUUGCAUUAUCCUUAUAAUUGCUGUUUGGUUCAGAGGGUGGACCAGACUAACGAAUAAAUUCUGAAUGUUGUGAAGAUUAUUUUUGAAAUAUUUUUUUUAAAUGUAGGUGUUUUUUGUGUGUAAAUAUACUGCACUUUACUGAUCUAUGAGCGGUCUAACGGGUCAAAUCUAUGCUAACGAGAUUAAAAGGUUUAUAGACUUUUUCUACCAAAGAAUCAGCAUUUGUAUUAUAAGACGUUUUUAUUUUUAUCAAACACAAUAAAGGAUCUUAAACAAAAGAAAACCCAGUGUUUUUAAUUCAGUAGUAAUCAGAUGAAAGAUAAAUGUGUUGUCGCAGUAAAAUGAUAAUUAUAUAUAUACUUCUUAUAACAAGUGUAAUUUUGGGAUAUAUUCUUAUAAUUGUUUGGUUCAGAGGGUGGACGAGACUAACAAAGAAAUUCAAAAUGAUCUUUUACAAAAGAAAAC
Pseudoliparis swirei is the source of this 1722-nucleotide messenger RNA. RefSeq names its product mesenteric estrogen-dependent adipogenesis protein-like. The coding region runs from base 174 to 839 and encodes 221 amino acids. The record is from RefSeq and is a predicted model, not a curated record. The transcript has 6 exons. NCBI's taxonomy places the organism in Eukaryota, Metazoa, Chordata, Actinopteri, Perciformes, Liparidae.